AUGGACAGGGCAAGGUGGCAGCGGGUACUGACCCUCCUCUCCAUCUGCCUGGCCCUCGCCUUCUCCCUCACAGCCAUGGGCAGCAGCCACUGGUGUGAGGGGAUCCGGCGGACGACAAAACCACUGUGCCAGGACCUCCUGGGGGGAGCAAACUGCAUUCACUUCAGCCAGGCCAGCAGCAGCACUGGCAGAAGACAUGACGCUAGCCAGGCUGUCCAGUACAUCUGGGAGACGGGAGAUGAUAAGUUCCUCCAGCUCAGGUUCCACGCGGGCCUUUGGCAGUCCUGUGAGGAAAGCCUCAACAGCACAGGCGAGCGUUGCAGGUGCUUCCUGGGGAUUGUACCCCCCGAGGGACAAGGUGUUUUAUGGCUCUCCAUUGGGGCUGAAGUCUUGGAUAUCUUCCUGAUACUGACAGGCGUCGUCCUCCUGGGCUUCAGUAUGAGUUGUUACAGCUCAGGAUGCACCUGGCUCAAGGUGGACGCCUCAGUGGCCAUCCUCAUGGUCCUGGCAGGGCUCCUGGGCAUGGUGGCCCACAUGAUGUACACAACUAGCUUUCAAAUCACCGUGAACCUGGGGCCAGAAGAUUGGCGGCCUCAGACGUGGGACUAUGGCUGGUCCUAUUGCCUUGCCUGGGGAUCCUUCGCCCUCUGUAUGGCUGUGUCAGUGACAACCAUGAGCAGAUACACCAUAGCCCAAGAGGAGACGCCAUGGGCACAGAAAGGUGGCCCAUACCCUCAGGACAACACCCCUCCUCCUGAGGCUUCAGAGCAGGUUUGGCAAACGGGAGCCACUUCCCACCCUGUGGGAUAA
Molecule: messenger RNA, 810 nt
Organism: Meriones unguiculatus (Mongolian gerbil)
Lineage: Eukaryota; Metazoa; Chordata; Mammalia; Rodentia; Muridae
Gene: Gsg1l2
Product: GSG1 like 2
Exons: 5
Coding region: 1-810 (269 amino acids)
Cellular component (GO): plasma membrane
Source: RefSeq, a predicted model, not a curated record